This is a messenger RNA of Thamnophis elegans (Western terrestrial garter snake), 2006 nucleotides long. RefSeq names its product growth arrest specific 7 (gene GAS7). Gene Ontology annotation, molecular function: actin filament binding. Gene Ontology annotation, cellular component: plasma membrane; actin filament; cytoplasm. The record is from RefSeq and is a predicted model, not a curated record. Lineage: Eukaryota; Metazoa; Chordata; Lepidosauria; Squamata; Natricidae. The coding region runs from base 169 to 1632 and encodes 487 amino acids. The transcript has 14 exons. Gene Ontology annotation, biological process: actin filament polymerization; neuron projection morphogenesis.
GUCCCAGGGGGCGGCGCGGGGAAGCGAGGCGGCCAAUCCGCCAGUUGGACUGACUGGGGAGCGUCGAGAGGGAAGCAGGCGGACUCCCGGCAGCCAGAGGCGGAUCAGCUCGGCACCUGUGGCGGCUACAGCCGAGUUUCUUGAGCAAGUCGCUGGGGCUGCUGUGUGAUGCCACCGCCCGGGCAGGAGCGGGUGUUGCCUGUGCUGGGGGCGCGUUGCAGAACCCUCUACCCCUUCUCCGGGGAGCGGCAUCGGCACGGACUGCGCUUCGCUGCGGGCGAGCUGCUCACCGUACUCCAGGCGGGGCCGGACGGCGGCUGGUGGGAAGGGGAGACGGCCGAAGGGCUGAGGGGAUGGUUCCCGGCCAGCUACGUCCAGCUCAUUGAGAAGCCUAGGAAGGUCAUUCCUCAAGUUGGAGAAGAUUCUCAAAAUGGUCAUCUUCCACCUGGCUGGCAAAGUUAUAUGUCCCCUCAGGGGCGAAGAUACUAUGUGAACACCUUCACCAACGAGACUACUUGGGAGCGACCAAGCAGUGUUCCGGGAACUCCAAAGAAUUCGGUGAGCCAGAAGAACUCCUUGCCUACAGUGAACGGAUAUCACAUACCAGGCACGUUGGCAUCCCAGCUAGAGCCAAGCCACAUGAGUCUCCGCAAAAUCAGCAGUGACCCUCAGAGUCCUGGGUCUCCAUCACCUACUCGAAAGCAGAAUAAGGAGAACACCUUUACGAUAAAUUGUGUGACUUUUCCCCAUCCUGACACAAUGCCAGAACAGCAGUUGCUAAAACCUUCUGAAUGGAGCUACUGUGAUUAUUUCUGGACUGAUAAGAAGGACCCCCAAGGGAACAGUACAGUCUCGGGAUUCGAAAUUCUUUUGCAGAAACAACUGAAAGGGAAGCAAAUGCAGAAAGAAAUGGCAGAGUUUAUUCGAGAAAGAAUAAAAAUUGAAGAAGAAUAUGCCAAGAACCUAUCUAAACUAUCACAGAACUCCCUGGCUGCCCAGGAAGAAGGGACACUCGGUGAAUCUUGGUCUCAGCUAAAAAAAAGCAUGGCUGAUGAAGCAGAGGUUCAUCUUAAAUUUUCCUCUAAGCUCCAGGCAGAAGUGGAGAAACCACUACUCAACUUCCGUGAAAACUUCAAGAAAGAUAUGAAAAAGUAUGACCAUCAUAUUGCUGAUUUGCGAAAACAGCUGGUUAGUAGAUAUGCAGCAGUGGAAAAGGCUCGAAAAGCAUUAACAGAGAGGCAAAAGGAUUUAGAGAUGAAAACACAGCAGUUGGAGAUAAAACUGAGCAACAAGACAGAAGAGGAAAUUAAAAAGGCCAGGCGGAAGUCUACUCAAGCUGGAGAUGAUCUCAUGCGUUGUGUGGAUUUGUAUAACCAAGCUCAGUCAAAAUGGUUUGAAGAAAUGGUAACCACCUCUCUGGAACUCGAGAGGCUAGAAGUCGAGAGGGUGGAAAUGAUUCGGCAGCACCUUUGCCAAUAUACACAGUUGCGACACGAGACAGACAUGUUCAACCAAAGUACAGUGGAACCUGUGGAUCAGUUGCUUCAGAAAGUGGAUCCAGCCAAAGACAGAGAACUGUGGGUAAAAGAACACAAAACCGGUAACAUCAGACCUGUGGAUAUGGAGAUAUAGACUUCCGUGACCAGGUGGGCUUUUGAGUCCACCCAGUUCGAGGGAUUUCCAUAAAGCUUCAAGAGGAGGAACAGGAGAGAUGUUCCACUGUCAGCUUCCAUAUCUAUUUAUUAUUGUCUGUAGGGACUAUUUCUGUCAUGUUUGAUCAUUAUUCCAUUCCUAUAGUGCUAUGCCUUAAACAUCCAACAUUCCAGGGUUGAGAAGCUACUCUUUUUCCUUCUUUUUGAAACUGGCUCCUAGAAGCCAAGCACGUGCAGCUCCUAUGAUCAAUGGCUGGGUCUGUUUGCUGGUACAAAAAGAAUCUUGCUAUUCUGUGGUUAUCUAUUUUGUGCUACUCCCCUUGCAUGAUGCUCUGUUUUGUACCGUAAUGUUAA